GCUCUUGGCGUAGCCGGAGUGAGGGUCGUGUGUAAGGGAAUAAAUAUUUUUGGUGAUUCUCGAACUGUUCCCACUGUGGAUUACUAAAAUAAAUAUAAACUACAGUGAUGUGCGUAUGUCGGUGAGAAAUUGUUUGUGACACAAACUUAAAACGUUCCUAGUCUUAAAUAAGAAUAUAAAGUCCGAAUCGUUCACAAAAUACCUAACAUAAGUAACAUUUAUUACAUUUUAAAGUUUUAAGUUUUCGGGGUGGUGGUGGUGUGGUGACGUCAACGAUGACGCCCUCGUCAUCGUGCUGUACUUUAAGUUUCUUUUCACCAGUUUCAGUGGUUCAAAUUCUGUGUGUAUUAGGACUGACGGCUCUUGGUUCUACAAGGAAUACAGGUCAUGUGAACUGGACUUCUACAACAAUACAAAAUCCAGGAGAUGGAUCCUGUGCUGCAGGAAUGUUCCGUUGUCUGGAAGGCAAGUGCAUUCCGUCGCUGUGGGUGUGCAACUAUCAGAAGGACUGCGAAAAAGGAGAAGACGAAUUCCAGUCUUGUCCUCCGCCCGACUGUGAGCCCGGACAGCAGUCAUGCGGUCAGUACAUGUGGAACAAGACCUACUGCAUUCCCCCGCAUCACCGGUGCGACAUGACGGUGGACUGUGUCGAUGGCACAGAUGAGGCAGAGUGCACAUAUCGAAAGUGUCAAGCUGAAGACGUUCGUUGUGGUCCGGACUCGGCUGGGCCAUGUUUGCCUAAGGAGAAGAAGUGUGACGGAUACUAUGACUGCCGAAACCGAAGGGAUGAAGAGGGUUGUCCUCCAGAUCACGGGGUGUCUUGUUCUUUAGACCAAUUUCGCUGUGCGAACAAACAGCGCUGCAUUGACAACUUCCUGAAAUGUAACCAUCGUAAUGAUUGUGGUGACAACAGUGAUGAAGAGAACUGCAAUUUUCCGCCGUGCCACGUGGGUCAGUUUCGUUGUGAGAAUGCGCUCUGUAUUCCUGCAAGUUUCCACUGUGAUGGUUACAGAGACUGCCAAGACGGCACUGAUGAACAAAACUGCACGGCUAUUGCUUGUCCAGGAAACAAGUUUCUGUGCCCCGAGGGAGGACCCGGAGGAAUUCCUCGAUGCAUUCUCCGUUCAUCAUUGUGUGAUGGCAAGAAGGACUGUGAGGAUUCAGCGGAUGAGGAAACAGCUUGUUCUUCCAGCAGCUGUCAGUCUCUAGGAUGUGAAUAUAAGUGCCAAGCAUCAUUGACAGGUGGCAGCUGUUACUGUCCUGAUGGACGACAAGUUGCUAAUGACAGUCGGUCAUGUAUUGAUAAAGACGAGUGUCGGGAAUGGGGUUUCUGCGAGCAGCUCUGCGAAAACACUGAUGGCUCAUACCAGUGUUCUUGUAUGCCCGGAUAUACGCUUCAGAAUCGCUCCCAGUGCGUAGCUCCUAAUGACUCCUCUCUCUUACUGUUCUUUGCUCAUGAUCAUUCUGUUUGGCGCAUGACAGCGCAAGGACAAAACGUUCAGCUAGUAGCAAAUGCAACUGGCGCCAGUGGCCUCGACUUCCACUUCAGCCGCAAUCAACUCUACUGGUCAGAUGUGAAAACUCGCAAGGUUCAUUCACAACAGCUGAUGUCAUCUGGUACGUCAGUCUCGUCUGAUUCUGACAUCACGUUGCCUGGAAUGUGGUCUCCAGUUGCACUUGCAGUGGACUGGGUGGGUGACAAAUUGUAUAUAGCAGAUGCUAUUGGACAGAAAGUGGAUGUCUUUGAGCUGGAUGGUCAUUGGCACGCUGUUGUGCUCAGUAGCAACUUGAGCAAUCCAGCGGAUAUAGCACUGGAUCCGACAGUUGGGUACAUGUUUGUGGCUGAUAGCACUCAAGUUAUUCGUGCAAACAUGGAUGGUACAAAUGCCAUGGCCAUUGUAUCUGAAGCUGCAUACAAAGCAUCAGGUGUUGCAGUUGAUAUCAUAGCAAAGCGAGUAUUUUGGUGUGAUUCCUUACUUGAUUACAUUGAGACAGUAGACUACGAAGGGAACAACAGGAUCUUGGUGGUUCGAGGUCAGACGGUACCGUCCCCUUCUCGUCUUACACUAUUUGAGAAUCAUAUCUUCUGGUCUGAUGGCACAAAGCAGGGAAUCAUGAGCAUUAACAAAUAUCAGGGCCACAACAGCAUUCAGGUGGUGUACCGUAAGAGGGAAGUAAGAGAGCCGAAGGGUGUCAAGGCUGUGCAUGGACUGAUUCAGCUUUAUGCAUCAAACCCAUGUGGAAAUCAAAAUGGUAACUGUGAUCACAUGUGUAUUGUAACUGCUGGUGAAGGAGCAGGAGCGUUGGGAUACCGUUGUGCAUGUAACAUCGGCUGGAUGCUUGGAAGUGACCAGCGGCAUUGUAAUCUUAUUGAAGAAUUUCUAAUGUAUUCGCAGCAACGAUUCAUCAAGGGACGAGUCUUGGACCCUGUGAUUGAGGGAUUCAGUGAUGCCAUAGAUCCAGUUGUAUCACGCAAAGCUCGCUUUGUUGGUCUCGAUUUUGAUUUUAAGGAUAAGUACAUCUAUUACUCUGAUGUCCUACAGGACGUUAUCUACAGAAUUCAUCGUAAUGGAACAGGCCGAGAGAUUGUUCUGGCUUCUCAGAAUGAAGGAGUGGAAGGUCUAGCAGUAGACUGGGCGGCCAAGAACUUGUAUUACAUUGACAGUCGUAAAGGAACGCUUAAUGUUUUGAGCACUCGCAAUGUUACAUAUAGGAGGAUACUGCUGAACAACCUCAAGAGACCUCGAGCUAUCGUAGUGCAUCCUAACAGAGGGUACAUAUUCUUCUCAGAAUGGGACAGACCAGCCAAUAUAAGUAGAGCAUAUACAGAUGGCAGCAACCUUGUGGUUUUCCGAAAUGUGACGUUAGGCUGGCCCAAUGGACUUUCAGUGGACUUUCAGACUGAUCGACUCUAUUGGUGUGAUGCUUUGCUUGACCAUGUACAGCAUUCUAAUUUGGAUGGAACAGAUAUUCGAACAGUCAGCUCGCGACUUAUACGGCAUCCAUUCUCAAUAGUUAUUCACAAAGACUGGAUGUACAUCACGGACUGGAGACUGGAUGCCAUUAUCAAGCUACACAAACUGUCAGGAGAAUUGGAAGAAGUUCUGGUGCGGGAGUCACAAACAAAUCGUCUGUAUGGUGUGAAGGUGUACAGUGGUUCUGUGCAGACCGUUGACCAUAAUCAGCCUUGCUCAGUUAACAAUGGUGGCUGUGAAAAACUCUGUUUUGCUGUUCCAAGAGACAACACAACAGAACUGCAGGCAAAGUGUGGUUGCCCUUAUGGAGAGAGAUUGGUGGAACCUGAAAACCAGACUUGUCAGGCAGACCCUAACGCAGAACCUCCAGUACAAGCUUGUCCCAAUACUUGGGACUUCACAUGUAACAAUCAGCGCUGCAUACCGAAAGCGUGGGUCUGUGAUGGUGAUGAUGACUGUCUUGACAACUCGGAUGAAGAACAAAACUGCACUAAACCUACGUGCGGAUCAGGAGAGUUCAAGUGUACCACAGGGCGCUGCAUUCCUGGCAGCUUUAAAUGUGAUUCUGAGAAUGACUGUGGUGACUUCUCGGAUGAGACCGGUUGUGUCAACGUGACCUGUGCACUUUCACAGUUCCGUUGUGAGAAUGGGCGCUGUAUCCCCGCGACCUGGAAAUGCGACUCUGAGAAUGACUGUGGUGAUGGUUCGGAUGAAGGGGACUUCUGCACAGAGAAAACAUGUGCUUAUUUCCAGUUCACGUGUCCCCGUUCAGGACAUUGCAUUCCUCAGUCCUGGGUUUGUGAUGGAGACAAUGACUGCUUUGACAACCAAGAUGAGGAAGGCUGUCCACCCAUCACAUGCUCAGCCACUCAAUUUAAGUGUUCUGAUCUCAAGCAGUGCAUUCAAGAGACCUACAAAUGUGAUGGCAUUCCAGACUGCAAUGAUGGCAGUGAUGAGAACGGCUGUCCAUCCUUAGCACCUGAUCAAUGUGAUACAGAGAAACAGUUCCAAUGCCAGUCAUCAGGAAUUUGUAUCCCUCGACCAUGGCUCUGUGAUGGUACAGCUGACUGUGACGAUAAUACAGAUGAGCCUGAAUCUUGUGGAACAGUGGACUGCCAGGCAGGCUUCUUCAAAUGUAACAGUUCUCAAUGUAUCUUCAAAGCAUACAUCUGUGAUGGGAAGAAUGACUGUAUAGAUGGUUCUGAUGAGGAUGAUCGACAUGCAUGUGGACCACCACCUUUCAGUUGCGAUUCAGGUGAAUGGCAGUGUCCGGGAGUUACGGAGCGUUGUGUGAACCUCACCAAGGUUUGUGAUGGGAAACUUGAUUGUCCAAAUGGUGCUGAUGAAGGAGAAGGCUGUGACCUUGAUGAAUGUGAACACCAAGAAGGACUGUGUUCCAACAAAUGCAAACAGACCCCAUCGGGAGCCAUUUGCACAUGUCCACAUGGAGAGGUAUUGAGGAAUGAUUCACUUGAAUGUGAGGAUAUGAAUGAAUGUGAGCCUCCUGGUCGCUGUUCGCAGCAGUGCACAAACACGAAAGGCAACUACUACUGCAGUUGUGUUCCUGGAUAUACUCUAGAACCGAAUAAACACACCUGCAAGGCCAUCAACCACAGUGCAGCAUUCCUCAUCAUUUCAAAUCGUCAUUCCAUCUUGGUGGCUGACCUCAAAGAACAGGGACUUGAGAGAGUCCCAAUCAUUGUUGAAAAUGUUGUAGCAACAGCUUCUAAUAUGCACACUGGCACCAUCUUUUGGUCAGACAUGAAGUUGAAGAAGAUUUCCCGGUUAGACAGAGGAAGUGAAGUACAAGAAGUGAUAUCAAAUGGUUUGGAUCUAGUUGAGGGACUGGCAUAUGAUUGGAUUGGAGGAAACUUAUACUGGUUGGAUUCAAGACUCAAUACAAUAGAAGUUGCCAAGGAAAAUGGUCUCAACAGAAUGGUUCUGCUUAAGGAGAACAUAACACAGCCAAGAGGAAUGGCUCUAGACCCUAGCAAGGGAGCUCGGUGGCUAUUUUGGACUGACUGGGGAGAGAACCCCCGUAUUGAGCGGGUUGGAAUGGAUGGAACCAACCGUAGUGUCAUCAUCAGUACCAAAAUUUACUGGCCAAAUGGUCUCACCUUAGAUAUUGCAAACAAACGUGUAUACUUUGCAGAUUCAAAGCUGGAUUUUAUUGACUUCUGCUAUUACAAUGGCUCAGGACGUCAACAAGUUCUAGCUGGUAGUCAUUACCUGCUGCAUCCACACUCACUUACACUAUUUGAGGACACAAUGUACUGGACUGAUCGGCAGUUGAACCGUGUGUUGUCGGCACACAAGUUCCGUGGGCAGAAUCAGACUGUGGUGUCACAUCUUAUAUCUCAGCCACUUAGCAUCCAUGUACAUCAUCCUUCCUUGCAACCUAAAUCUAAUGGAAACAAUCCCUGUGAAGGAGCUCCAUGCUCACAGCUUUGUCUUCUGUCUCCAUCUGCGUCUUAUGGUUACACCUGUAAGUGUAAACCUGGCUAUCGCAUCCAGCCUGAUGGGAAAUGCAUUGUAGAGGAAGUACCAUUCUUGAUGGUGAUGCGUGCAUCUCAGGUCAUUGACGUGAGCUUGACUCCUGGUGAUAAGACACGCGGCUUCCUCACACCAAUUGUAGGAAUUGAAGGUGGAAUUCACUUAGACUUUGAUCGCAAGAAGCAGAUAUUGUUCUGGGUUGAAGGCAAGGAUGAUGAUGAUGAGAAUUGCACAAUUUAUGUAAGUCCAUAUGGAGGUGGAAACAAGACUUCAUUCCUAGGAAAUGGAGACUCUGGUAUAGUUGGGGCACCAUACACUAUAGCAUUUGAUUGGUUGGGCCGCAAUCUGUAUAUUGGCAACCGAAUGGCAUCAAAUUUUGAAGCUGUGAAAGUAGAUGGGAAGGUGAAACAUCGGACAAUUAUCCUAGCCAAUGAUGGCAACAAAACCUCUGUUGCUAAACCCAAAUCCAUGUGUCUGGAUCCUUUGGAUGGGAAGCUGUACUGGAUGGAUGAAGGAGGAUACGGAGUUCCAGCCAAGGUUGGAAAAGUGAACAUGAAUGGAUCAAACCCAAUCAUAUUACUGGAAGACAUAGAACGACCAGAAGCUAUAACCAUAGAUCUAUACACCAAGCUUCUGUACUUCAGUGUACAGUACCCAAGUUUUAUUAAAGUGAUGGAUGUGAAUGGAGGUAAUGUGAUCACCCUACUGUCAGAGUCCAACAAUGUUGCACACCCCAAAGCACUUGCAGUCCUGGACAGUCGACUCUAUUACUUGGAUCCAUCUUAUGAAAAGAUUGAGAGGGUUGACUUGCCUAAAGGAGACAAUCCAAAGUUACUCAUAGACAACGAAGCUGAUCUCAAGACCUUCACAAUUUUCAGAAAGAGACCAACUACAAAUCAUCCAUGCAUGAACAACAAUGGUGGUUGUGAACAGCUGUGCAUACCACAUGAGGCUAGCACACGAGUAUGCAGCUGUUCUAUUGGUUACAAGAAGGAGAAUGAAGUUACUUGUACUGCCUACAAGACAUUUGCUGUUGUGUCUCAAUUAGACAUCACCCGUGGCUACAGCCUUAAGGACUCUGCAGAAGCGAUGGUGCCCAUCACAGGUCCAGGUCACCAUAUUCUUCAUGUCGAUGUGCAUUAUGCACAAAACUGGAUCUACUGGGUUGAGUUUAACCGAGGAGUAUGGAAUGGCAUUUUCCGUAUUAGACCAAAUGGCACUGAACUCCAGCCAAUAAUUAAGGAUGGUAUUGGGUCAAAUGGGAUUCGUGGGAUAACCAUUGACUGGAUUGCAGGAAACCUGUAUUUUACCAAUGUGUUCCCUCAUGAAAACUAUCUCGAGGUAUGCUGGCUUGAUGGUUCCAAUAGAAUGGUGCUUGUUAAGACCACUACAGAUGCACCACGAGAACUUGCUGUCAACCCUGUUAAGAGGUACCUUUACUGGAUUGACUAUGGACAGUACCCAAGAAUAGGAAAAGCAUUCUUAGAUGGCACUGGCUGGCAGCCAAUGGUGACCUCUGGAAUCAGUAACCCUCGUGAUUUAACUGUUGAUAUGUUGACACAUGAAGUAUACUGGGUUGACUCCAAGCUGGACAUGAUCCAGAAAGUGUCCUUUACUGGUGGAAACAGACAAGUGAUUCGCCGCAAUUUACCAAAUCCAAUGGGUAUUGCUGUACAUAAGAGUGAUGUUUAUUGGGUGGAUCGUAACCUGGCUUCAGUGUUCAAAGCUUCAAAAUUGGCUGGCAACACUUCUCUUCCCUCCUCAGUGCGAACAAACUUGCCUCGACUGCGUGAUAUUGCCAUUUUUGAUGUGGCAAACCAGCCUCUGGAUGAACAAAACCCUUGUAUGCAGUUGGGGAAUGGUGGAUGUGACCAGCUAUGCUUUUCUUUUCCAUCAGAAUUUACCAGAACUGAGAAGCCACAGUAUCGUUGUGCUUGUGCAACUGGAGAGCUGAUAAAUACGUCAAGUGUUGGUGAUGGACGGAAGUGUGACUCAGUAAAUGAGUUCCUCGUGUUCUCUACUCGCACCGAGAUAAGAUCUGUAAAUCUUGACCCACACUCUACCAGUUUACCCUUCAAACCAGUAGGAAAUCUGACAAAUGUUGUUGGGGUAGACUUUGAUUAUGCAGAUCAUAAGCUGCUGUUCACUCAGAUAAGACCAUGGGCACGCAUUGCAUGGAUGUCCAGCUCAGAUCCCAGCUCCCGCGAUGCUCAGAACAUUAUCAACCGUGGUAUAAACCCUGAGGGAAUUGCUUAUGACUGGACACAGAAGAAGGUAUACUGGACAGAUUCAUCCAACAAUAGCAUCUAUGCCAUGAACUUGGAUGGCACAGAUCUGGUAAUGAUUGCUCGAGUGGAGCGUCCAAGAGCCAUUGUGGUGGAUCCGUGCAAUGGGUCACUGUACUACACAGAUUGGGGCCGUUUUGGAACAUCGGGUCGAAUAUUCAGAACAACAAUGGCUGGUUCUCUGAAAAAGGCUAUUGUGGAUAAAGAUCUGUCACAACCAAGUGGUCUGGCUAUUGACUAUGAAGACAGGAUGCUGUAUUGGACAGAUGCUGUGAGAGAGAAGAUUGAGAGAGCCACAAUGAAUGGAAAUAACAGAGAGGUCUUAAUAUCUGCAACCAUCUACCCAUUUGCAAUCACUGUUUAUGGUAUCUACAUCUACUGGACAGACUUGCAACUACGCGGGGUUUACCGAGCUGAGAAACACACAGGUGCCAACAUGAUAGAAAUGGUGAAACGUUUAGAAGAUUCUCCAAGAGACAUACAUGUUUUCUCAGAUUUGCGACAGAAAUGUCAGGUCAAUCCAUGCCACAUUAACAAUGGAGGUUGUGCACAAUCUUGUCAUCCAGGACCCAAUGGCACAGCAGAGUGUAGGUGUAAUGACAGUAUGAAACUGGUGAAUGAGAACCGCAUGUGCGUGGCCAAGAACCUUACAUGUGAAGCCAACAAGUUCGUUUGUCGCAAUGGCAAGUGCAUCUCGCGCAUGUGGGCAUGUGAUGGUGAUGAUGACUGUGGAGACAAUACUGAUGAAGAUGAACAAUACUGCACAUUCCAUUCUUGCAGUCCCAUUGAGUUUAGGUGUGCAAAUGGCCGAUGCAUAUUCCGGUCAUGGAAAUGUGAUCAUGAAAAUGACUGCCGAGAUGGUUCAGAUGAAUUAGAUUGCAACUAUCCACCAUGUGCUAAGGAAGAAUUUACAUGCGCUAACCAUCGCUGCAUACCCAUGUUACAGGUCUGCAAUGGUGUGAAUGACUGUAAGGAUAAUGUAACUUCAGACGAGACUCAUGAUCGCUGUCCACGCAACACAACUUGUCCAGUAAACCACCUCAAGUGUGAGAAGACAAACAUCUGUGUUGAGCCAUACUGGCUGUGUGAUGGAGACAAUGACUGCGGUGACAAUAGUGACGAAGAUGCAAUCCAUUGUGCUCAACGCACAUGCCCACAGAACAGCUUUAGGUGCCCAAAUCAUCGAUGCAUCCCAGCAACGUGGUAUUGUGAUGGUGAUGAUGAUUGUGGAGAUGGGUCUGAUGAACCACCAGAGUACUGCAAGUCUGAAGGUCGGACGUGCUUUGGUGAUUUGUUCACGUGUGAUAAUGGGAAUUGCAUUCCUCGCAUUUAUAUUUGUGAUGGAGAUAAUGACUGCCUUGACAACUCAGAUGAAGAUGAAAGGCAUCAGUGCAAUGCUCGAGUAUGUGAUGAGGAAACAGAAUUCACAUGUAAAGAAAACAAGUUGUGGAACCGAGCACAAUGCAUACCGCGCAAGUGGUUGUGUGAUGGUGAUCCUGAUUGUGUGGAUGGAGCAGAUGAAAAUAUAACACUACACCAUUGCUCCACUCCAGUGCCUUGCAGUGAUGAGCAGUUUGCCUGUAAUAAUGGCCGUUGCAUAAACAGGGGUUGGAUGUGUGACCAUGAUAAUGACUGUGGUGAUGGUUCUGAUGAAGGAAAGUUCUGUAACUCCCAGUAUAAGACCUGCAGCACUCUGGAGUUUACCUGCCAGAACUUCAAAUGUAUUAGAACCUUAUACCACUGCGAUGGUGAAGAUGAUUGUGGUGAUAACUCUGAUGAAUUUGAUUGCCGCAAAAAAGAAAAGGCACAGUGUGCGCAAGGCCAGUUCAUGUGCAACAACGGACAAUGUAUUGAUUAUCAUCUGGUGUGCAACAAGGUGUCAGAUUGCUCUGAUGACAGUGACGAGCCUCUUCAUUGUAAUGUAGAUGAGUGCUCCAAGGUGGAAGUACACCAAUGUGGACAUAAGUGUGUGGACACUCUUACAGGCUUCUACUGUGAGUGUAACCAGGGCUACAAACUGUUGGAAGAUGGAAAAGCAUGUGCUGACAUUGAUGAAUGCAUAGAGACACCUGGUGUGUGUUCACAGUAUUGUUCUAAUACACCAGGAUCAUACUACUGCAAAUGCAAUGAGGAAUAUUAUGAACGAGCAACAGAUGAACAUACAUGCAAGCGGCGAGAGAAAACUCGGCCAUGGCUUAUUUUUACAAACAAGUAUUAUGUUCGAAACAUGUCUUUAGAUGCUUCAGUUUACUCACUAAUUCACCAAGACCUCAUGAAUGUUGUGGCUCUUGAUUUUGACUAUAAGGAUGGAUAUAUGUACUUCUGUGAUGUCAGUGCCAAAACAAUAUUCAGGUCACGAAUAGGAUCAUCUGAACCAAAAGAACCAGUUAUUCGCCAUGACAGCCACGGACUAGAGGGAAUUGCUAUAGAUUGGGUUGGUCGCAAGUUGUACUGGCUGGACCGACACAGCAAACAGCUUGAUGUUGCUGAGCUUGAUGGCACCCGGCGCAAAACUCUUAAAGUUGGCAUUGCUGAUCCUCGUGCUCUUGCUGUUCACCCUGGAACUGGUUAUUUGUAUUUCACCAGCUGGCACCUUCAGGCAUUUAUUGGCAAAGUGGGUAUGGACGGCUCUAAUUUUACAAGAAUUCUUACAUGGGAGAAUAAUAUUGCAUGGCCAAAUGCCCUCACUAUUGACUAUUUUACGGAUCAUAUCUACUGGGCUGAUGCGCACCUGGAUUAUAUUGCAUUUGCUGACCUGGAAGGCCAUCAUCACCAUAUUGUGUUGUCAGGUGAAAAGGUGCCUCACGUAUUUGCCAUUACACUGUUUGAUGACUUCCUUUACUGGACUGACUGGAAUCUGAAGGCCAUUAGCAAAGCCAACAAGUUCACAGGUAAAGACUUGGCAGUAAUUCGAAAUACAACACAUCGUCCAUAUGACUUGCACAUAUUCCAUCCACUGCGACAACUACCAUAUCCUAAUCCAUGUGGAGACAACAAUGGUGGCUGUUCACACCUCUGUCUGAUCAGCCCAAAGCCUAAAACAGGUGACGAACCAGUCCCCACAGGCUUCAGAGAGGGGGAAGGUCCAGUGACGUAUAUAUGUGCUUGUCCAAAUCAGUUUUAUCUGUCACCACAGGAUAACAAGACCUGUAUUGCCAACUGUACAACUGGACAACAUCGUUGUGGUGGAAAUGAUGAUAAAUGCAUACCCUGGUUCUGGAAAUGUGAUGGAGAGAGAGACUGUAAAGAUGGCACAGAUGAACCAUCAUCGUGCCCUGAACGUCACUGUCGUGCAGGAACUUAUCAGUGUAGUAAUGGCAACUGUACAGCAUCAGCCACUAUCUGUGAUGGAGUAGAUGACUGUGGAGAUGGUUCUGAUGAAAAGAAUUGUGAUUUACCAUGUCCUGACUUGGAAUUCAAGUGCAAGUCUAAUGGUCGAUGUGUGCUAAAUGCAUGGAUGUGUGAUGGAGAUGCUGACUGCAAAGAUCGCAGUGAUGAAGCUCCAGAAAUAUGCCAUAACAGAAAAUGUGAUCCUGAAACAGAGUUUUCUUGCAAAAAUGGAAGGUGCAUCCCAAAAUUAUGGAUGUGUGAUUUUGAUAAUGACUGUGGAGAUGACUCAGAUGAGCCCGCUUAUAUGUGCAGGCAGCGAAACUGUACCACUGGGUGGCAGCGAUGUCCAGGACGCACCAACUACCGGUGUAUCCCCAAGUGGCUGUUCUGUGAUGGCAAAGAUGACUGCCGUGAUGGAAGUGAUGAGUUGCCAGAGAAUUGUCCCAAGUGUCAUGAAACUGGAGAUUUCCGCUGUACAAACAACCGAUGCAUCCCCAAGCGAUGGCUGUGUGACUUUGAGAAUGACUGUGGUGACAAUAGUGAUGAACAGGAUGCCCACUGCCACGGUUCCUAUCGUGAAUGCUCCGAGUCAGAGUUCCGGUGUAACAACAAUAAGUGCAUUCCUAACCGGUGGCGAUGUGAUGUUGAUGAUGACUGUGGUGACAACUCGGAUGAAAUAACCUGCUCAGGCUUUCAAUGCAAGAAUGGAACAUUCCAAUGUGCAAGUGGACACUGUAUUGCCUCAUACUUUCGCUGUGAUGGAGACAGAGAUUGCAGAGAUAUGAGUGAUGAAAUGCAUUGUCCUCCACGGUUUCCUGGUGGCCGCUACUGUCCUGAGAGCAGAUUUGAAUGUGGCAAUCAUUUGUGUGUAAACCAGGGAGAUCUCUGUGAUGGGACAGAUGACUGUGGUGACAACUCUGAUGAGAGCCCAAGUCUCUGUAUGAACUUUAGUUGUGAUGCACUCAAGAGAUUCCAGUGUGAAAAUCAUCGCUGUAUACCUCGCUAUCAGCUUUGUGAUGGAAUUGAUAACUGUGGUGAUGGAAGUGACGAAAACAACAUGACCUUAUGUGCUAGUCGCUUCAAACCCUGCAACCUUUAUGCUGAGUACCAGUGUGCAAACAAAAAAUGCAUAGACCGUGGUAGAGUGUGUGACUUUGCUGAUGACUGUGGUGAUUCCUCUGAUGAACUUGGCUGCCAUCACACAAAAACUUGUACAGAAGCAAAUAGGGGAGGCUGUGAGCAUCACUGUAUGAAUCUUACUGAUGGAGGUUACAUCUGUGCCUGCUACUCUGGCUUCAUUAUCUCUCCAGACAACAGAAAGAAGUGCCUAGAUGUUGAUGAAUGUGCAACUGGAGUUCACCAGUGUUCUCAACUGUGUACCAAUUUGAAUUCAACAUAUGAAUGCUCCUGUCGCAAAGGAUUCACACUCUCAGAUGGAAUGAGUGGCGUGUGUAAGGCAGACAACCCUGAAGUAACACUUCUUUUUGCUAAUGGUCCAGAGAUUCGUUCAUACAGCAUACUGGAUCGCCGCCAGAUUGAUGUAAUACAAAAUGAGAAAAGAAUAGAAGCCAUUGAUUAUGAUCCCAACACAGAAAUCAUCUUCUGGGCUGACUCUUACGAUAAAACCAUUAAACGUUCUUACAUGGUCAAUGCUCAGAAAGGAGAUGUGAAAGUUGGCUUUGCACAAGAUCUUAACAUGAAAGGUAACUCAAAACCAGCUAGCCUGGCUGUAGACUGGGUUUCAAGUAACCUAUACUGGACUGAGACUGAUCGCUCAGGUUCAAAGCCACGUGGACGUGUUAUGGUUGCCAAAACUGAUGGGCGAUACCGGCGUGCAGUCAUCAAUAACGGCCUUGAAUUACCGACGUCUGUGGUUGUGGAUCCACAGCUGGGUCGCAUGUAUUGGGCUGAUGCAGGUGCUGCACCAAAGAUUGAGUCAUCUUGGAUGGAUGGUAGUAAACGCAAGUCCAUUGUCACGACUGGCAUUCGACACCCAGCAGGCUUGGCUGUUGAUUAUGCCAUGGAUCAUGUAUUGUACUGGGUUGAUUCGAAGCUGAAUAGUAUUGAAAUGGUGAAGCAUGAUGGCAGCAAUCGGAUUCUUGUACUCCAUGGAGAGUCACUUCAUCACCCCAUCUCAUUGGAUGUGUUUGAGAGCACCAUGUUUUGGGUAACACGGGAUGCUGGUGAACUUGUGAAGCAGGACAAGUUUGGUCGCGGAGUUCCCGUCAUUAUCACCAAAGACUUGGUGAAUCCAUCAGGAGUGAAGGUGUACCACAUGCAGCGAUACAACACAACCAUCAGUAACCCCUGUUUUAAUAGUGCAUGCACUCACUUGUGCCUGAUUGUGCCUGGUGGACAUCGAUGUGCAUGUCCUGAUAACUCUAACUUGCGGAGUGGUGGAAGUGAAGUUACAUGUGAUGCUGCAUCUGAAAGGCCUCGUCCAUCUCCACGAGUCUGCAGGUGUCAAAACGGUGGUGUCUGUCAAGAGGAUGACUCAGGAGGUUUAAUAUGCCAGUGCCCUGCUGAUUUCCAUGGUGACUCCUGUGCUGACUAUGUGAAGAAAACACUUGUUCCUGGCACUGGUACCAACACAGCUGCUAUUGUUAUUCCAAUUGUUGUCAUCCUUUUAAUUCUUCUGGCAUCUGGAGCUGUGUACUUUGUUCUUCGUAAAAGGCCAUUUGGAAAGGGCACUGGUCUAGGUGGUCUCUCAAACUCGCAGAGUGUUUCCUUCCGACAAGGUACCAAUGUUGAAUUUGGAACACCAGCGUUUGCUACUAAUGGCCCACAAGACAUAGUGGAGCCCAUGGAUGUGCAAUACAAUUUGAGAGACAUAAGUGCUAAGAACAGGGACUUCAGCAACCCCAUGUAUGACGCACUGGAUGGAAGUGGUCCAACGGGAAAUGGGGGCAACGGUGGAGGUAUCUACGAGGUGCCUUCUGAUGUAACAAAGUCAAAGGUUAUGGCUGGUAAUGGAGAAGUAGAAGUACUGCCUCACCCUGAGCCAGCAUCAGCCAUUCUUGCACCAUCUAGUAUCAUACAGAGGUCAUCCCCUCAGAUUCAUAUUCGACAUCGAGAACUGGAUCCUAGUUCUACUGAUACUGGCAAGGACACCCAAAAACUUGUUGAGGAGGACAAGUCUGAGUGCUAAUCACUGUUUAGGAUUAACACUUCCACAUGUGGCUUAGAUCAGGGGUGCUAUCACAGUAAGACAAUUUGACUCACAACAGAAGGCAAUGGACACUCUUAAUGAGAAAGAGAGAAUGCAUACGUAUCAAGAUUAUAUUCCAACACUCCAUGUGUGUGAGAGUGUUGGGUUCAGUGUUUACAGCCUGACUUGUUGUUCUUCCUAACAGAACACAUCAUAAUUGAUUAUUGGUUAUACUGGUUACUGAAAUUAUCCCCUUUUAUUAAGGACUCAAAAUGAAGUGUGGGAGUUUAUCCCUUAGUAUAAAGAGGAGACUGGGCAAAGAUUUUGGUGAAUUUUCUCACAUAAUGGCUUAAGAAAUGACAGGUCACAUAUUGGAAAAGCAUGUUACAAAAAGAAGAUUCAGUAGAAACCUUGCUGAUGUACCUACUUGGAGAGCUGUACUAUUUGUAAUAUUAAAAUUGUAUUAUGAUCACACAUGAUAAGGACAAGCGAAGCAAAGCAACAUUAUUUAAUGUAUUUUAAGAAGAGGACAAGACCAUUUGGCUUGUGUGUUAGUUCUGUGUUUCAAUGAAGUGCACUGUGUAAUGCUGUUGGAGCUGUGAGUGGCACUGAUGGUCGUUGAGCUGCUACACAGAGACGAUGGCUUCACCUGUCAGUUCUGAGUUAUAAAAGUUGUAGUACAUCAUUUAGGGUUUACUGCUGUGUGCAUCCUGACUACAUCCAUUAUAAUAACCAAAAGUUAAAAAAAAGUAACAUUUUUUUUUUACAAAUUUAAUGACUGAUGAUUGAUUAAGAGAUAUUGAAAAUAUUUUUCUAUUGGCCAUGGUAAAUGUUUGCAUGCUUGCAGGUGCUGAGAGGGUGUUGAAACCUUCCAAUGUUGUGUAUAUAUAUUUUAAAGAAACACUGUAAAUUUUAUUUAGGGAGAGACUUAUAAUAGUCCUGGAAAAUAUUUCUUUUUCCUGUGGUCUGUUGCUUAUUUGUUUGUUUUUUAAGAAGAAAUUUCAAUGACAUUUCACAUCUACAUGACUGUCAGUUUUAAUUCCUUUUUUUCUCUAACAAUGUUCUUUACUUUUUUAAUAAGUCUGACAGAUGCCAGGUAUGGUUCAACAUUCCAGAAUUAUGUGUAAUUUAUUUGCUUGCAGUAUCAGCACACUUUUCUGCUUCACUGUGUGCCAACAGGCAAACAGGUUACUAUAUAAUAUCGUGCAAAUAUCAACAUAAGACCGUCCAUAAUAUUGAUUGAAUUACAUUCCUUUCUUAUCAUUCCAACCUAGGAUGUUUUAAAUAUAUAGACUUGAAUUGAAGUCAGAUGGAAAUGUUUAAUACAGUUAACUGUUCUUUCAGAGUAUUGUACAGAGUUAUUUUGUGGGGGAGUUCUAGUUGUGGAGUAUCUUCUGGGCUUUAGUUAGAAACAUAACAUAUUUUUGUGAAAUUUUCACUACCUAUGAGACAUUUGAUUGUAGAUUUUAUACAGUUAUACUUAACAAUUGACAUAUAUAAGGUAGUACACUACAUUUUGCAUUGUUCAGUUUGUCUGCAUUAUGUACUUACAAUAGUCUAACUAAAACCCUGUGGAUAAGACCACACUAAAUUCUUGUACAGAUUAUAAUCUACUUGUAUUAAAAAAACAAUUUUAUAGUAAAGGUAACCCAGUGGGUUGUGUUUUUCA
This is a messenger RNA of Zootermopsis nevadensis, 15900 nucleotides long. RefSeq names its product low-density lipoprotein receptor-related protein megalin (gene mgl). NCBI's taxonomy places the organism in Eukaryota, Metazoa, Arthropoda, Insecta, Blattodea, Termopsidae. Gene Ontology annotation, biological process: receptor-mediated endocytosis. Gene Ontology annotation, cellular component: plasma membrane; signaling receptor complex; apical plasma membrane. The record is from RefSeq and is a predicted model, not a curated record. Gene Ontology annotation, molecular function: protein binding; hormone binding; calcium ion binding.